This is a messenger RNA of Morone saxatilis (striped sea-bass), 6534 nucleotides long. It is a transcript of the gene rp1, whose product is annotated as oxygen-regulated protein 1. Gene Ontology annotation, cellular component: axoneme. Bases 1 to 6429 code for a protein of 2142 amino acids. The record is from RefSeq and is a predicted model, not a curated record. Lineage: Eukaryota; Metazoa; Chordata; Actinopteri; Moronidae. The transcript is spliced from 6 exons. Gene Ontology annotation, biological process: axoneme assembly; retina development in camera-type eye; intracellular signal transduction.
AUGAGCAACACACCCAUCCAGGAGCCACCUGCCCAGGAGCUGUCCUCUGGCAGCGGGCAGACAUUACCCUCCCGACCCUUCCAGCCAAUCCCUGAUCCCUCAGCUUCUAAAAGAGUAUGCUUCUACAAAAGCGGUGACUAUAAAUUCAGUGGGCACCGCAUGGUCAUCAAUGCCCGCACCUUCAAGACAUUUGAUGCUCUACUGGAUGCUCUGUCCAAGAAAGUGCCUCUGCCGUUUGGAGUGAGGACCAUCACCACACCUCGCGGGACCCACCUGGUUAAGGCUUUAGAUGACCUCCAUGAUGGGGGAUCAUAUGUGUGUUCUGAUCAGAAACGGGUGAAGCCGUUAAACCUGGAUGAAGUGAACCGGCGGCAGGUACCGUGGAAUACCACCAGGCCCUUCAGCGCAGGGAGACGAAAGCGGCUAGGACUCCAGUCUAGCAGAAGGAAUGAAGUCACCAACAGGCCACCAAAGGUCACUGAGAGGGUGGCAGUACGGACACCAAAGAAACUUGUGGUCAUCAAGAAUAGGGAUCCUACUGUUCAACAUACAAUUGUGUUGCAGAAAAGAACAGCGCCAACCUUUGAUGCUUUACUGGAUUACCUUUCCCAGAUUCUGCAGUUCCCAGUGCUGAAACUCUUCUCUACAGAUGGCAGAAGAGUUGAUGGUCUUGCAGCACUCAUCCUGUGCUCUGGAGUUGUUGUGGCUGCCGGCAACGAGUCAUUCAGAUUAGGCAACUAUAGUUUUCACAGAAGCGGGCAGAUGGCACAAGUAAUGUACGUGGAUACUGCGGAACCAUCUAUGUUGCAGCCCAGUGCUCAGAACAAAUCUUUUUCGAGUGGAAGAGGCUCAAGGAAUUUUUCCUUGUCGUCAGAGAGAUAUAUUGCCGACCAGAUAAACAAGUCUCGAAAUGGAAGCAUGACCAGCCGACUGCAUCACACCAACGAAUCCUUUGAAACAGAGGUCAACCAUCGUCACACACCCAUGGAGACACAUAGAGCUGGGAGGGUAGACAGCGAGCGUCAUGCUUGCAUUGUACCUCAGGAUGAUGACAUUGAAAAAUCUUUCCGUGUGAAUCAAGAUGGCAGCAUGACCGUGGAGAUGAAAGUUCAUCUCACCAUUAAAGAGGAGGAGAUGCUCCACUGGACUACCACACUCAGCCGCUCCAGCCUUAGCAAGGGGACAGUUUGUGCCUCGAUUUCUGAGUCAGGCAAUAGCUCACCUGACUCAAACAAUGCUGUUGCCAAAGACUCUUCUAGCAUCAGUGAAGAUGAAGCAAAAGAGGAGAACCAUCCCGCUGGAGCUGGAGAGGGUGUCGGCUUUAACGACGAGCGAGUGUAUGAGGGCUAUAAUUCCACGGCCUUGGGAAAAGCAAAAAUAGGUUUCAAACGCACUCCUACGCCGGGUCCUCGGCAUGUUAAUAAGAAAGCGUCUGUUGAGAGUGUGAAGACGGUGACAGAGUCGGGGGUUCAAGAGAGCACCCUAGGACAUUAUUCCUACAUGGAAAGGACGGCUGACGGUGAGACAAAUGAGGGUUACUGCGUUGUCAGACACAGCAGCAGCAACAACAAGCCGAUCCCAAAACCUCGGAAAACGGCAUCUGCAGGUGCAAGUAAGAAAGGCUCCCACUCCUCCAUGAGGUCAUCAGGAGUGGCUGAGGUCCUCCAGAUACAGAAUAACGGGAUGGAGGUUACAGAGACUGUGAUGCAUAUUUAUGAGAGUCAAGGCUGCUACGACAACUAUUUUGCAAAUGAGGAUUAUAGCGCAGAUGGUGUACCUUUGCAAGGUUCUACUCCAUUCCAAGAAAGCAGACCAUCCAGUGUCUCAGAGCCACAUUCAUCCAGUUAUGAUUGCGAUAUAGAUUUUUCUACUACCGACUCCCUACAAAGACAGAAAGAGGAGAUGUUAUCAUUGUCAUCAGAGCCUCUAGCUUCAACACAGGAGAUUACGAACAAUUUGUCUUCAGUGACUGAGAACAAAGCCAUAACUCCAACAAACUCUCAAAUACAGGGGACAGUAAAAAAAGGCAAAACUCCUAAAAGUGAGAAGAAGGAAAAGACAAUCAACCCUGCUAGGAAACAGAAGAGUUCAACUUCAACAAGCAGCUCAGAUAAAAAGCAAAAGGAACGCAUAAUAACCCCCUCAAAACAUAGCAAACAUUCAUCUGCAGACAAGCUCAGCAGCAAUGCUAGUGAGGGAAAAAAGAGUUUGAGUUCACCAGAAAGUGAUAAAAGUGGUCAAAAGAGUAGAGGAGCAAAAAAGACUCAAAUUAAGAAAGUGAGUAGUGAUGAAAAGACACACAGGAAAGAGCAGGCCUUAUUAGCUAACCCUGAAAAGUUGAAAAAGACCCCACCUCAGAGAAAAAACACAAAUAAAGCAGCUGCUAAAGAUAAUGGCCAUAAUGUAAAUACUCCAACUGGAAGGCCUCAAAUGAAGAAGAACAUGUUAGACAUUUUACAACCCAAAGAAACACUCUUGCCAGGCAAAAAGACAAUUCGCAAGCCAAAAUCCAUGAUUGAAAACAAAAUAUCAUCACCUAUAAAGUCUGUAGAGUUGAAUGAGAGUUUGUCUAUGCCUUCUCUCAAUCCUUCACCCUCUGAAAUCCACCAAUAUGUUGAGAACUGGUUGGAGAAAGCCAGCCCAGACCCAGUGCCAUACACUGAGGAGGCCAUCGCAGAUCAGCCAGAGCCUCAGCCAAAGGUUGUGUUUAAGAUAGGUGGUGAUUCUGAAUCAGAUGAAAAGAGUGAAAGCCAGUAUAAUCUAGAUGAGUAUUAUCCAUCGCCUGGUGAUGUUCAAGAAAUGAAGAAAUCAUCUUCUUGUCUUUCAGUACCUCUUUGUCAUGCAGAGCCAGCUACAGGUCUGCUGCAAAAUGAACAGAAUGUGAGAGGUUUAUGUGUUUCAAUGCCGAGUGUCAGAGUCGAUCCUGCACACCAGGAGAACAGACUGAGGGCACACAAAUCUGCAGAGGCCAUCUGUCCAGCUGACGAUGAAUCAUCUACAUCCAACGUUUUAAGUCCCAAAACAAAGAUAAGACCUGUCCUGCGUCAACUUUGUUCAUCGAUUCAGUGCAUCAGAAGGGCGUCUGACACCAACACAACAUCCAAUCUUGAGAAGUCCAACAGUCUUCCUGAUUUCCAAACGCAAGUGGCUUCAGUGUUUGGCUCGUCAUGUAAAGCAUUCAUGUCAUUUUUAUCAGUGAUGACUCUGCGAGAUAACCUAACAGGAUCCCCAUCAGGAGAUGGCAACCAAUCGGGAAGCCCUUCUGAGGCCAUGCUAAUGAUGGAAUCCCUGCAGAAAAUUUCUGUCAUCGAUGACGAGGAAGAGCAGAGGUCAAGUUUGACUGAUCUGCAAAGCAGAGCAUCUUCUCAAUUCAGAGAACGCUGGAAGGAUUUCCAGAUUCUGAGGGAAAGACUUGAGAGUGAACCUCUGUCUCCUAAAGUUUCAGAAACAGAGUUUGCCCUUGAUGUUAUCUCCGAAGGGGGUGAUGUUUUUGAGGAUCAGGUUAUUGACGAGCUGAUGGAGGAACUGAAUAUGCCACAAGACCUCAGAGAACAAAUUUCUUCAACAAUCCAACAAGCUAAAAGUUUCUACCCUGUAGAGGAGAGCACUUUUCUAGAAACAGAAAGAAACCAGUCGGACACAGAGGAAGAUGUGGAAAAAUUUGUUGAAGAAUGUGAUGAUGAAACAAAACAAUCAGACGAGCCUGAUACUAGCUGCAUAGCUGAGGACAUUACUCAGACAACACAAGGUCAUGAUGAUAGUGAACAAGCCAAGAUGGCGUCUGAGUCAGAGCAAGAACCUGAUAAAGUUGAGGAAACAGGCAUUGAUGCAAAAGAAUCAGAAAUAUCACAGACAGAAAUAGAUGAGCCCUUAAAAGAACAAGAAAAUGAAGAAGAGGAGCAAGUAGAGGAGGAAGGAGAGAGGGUGAAUGACAGAGAGGAUGGAGAUCAAGAAGAGAUAGAUAAUGAUGAUGGCAAAGCGACUGAAAUGGGAGAAAGGGAAGGAGGGGAAGAAGAGGGAGAAGAAGAGGGGGUAGUGACAGAAGAAAAAAUGGAUGACAAGGGACAGGAAGAAUGGGACGCAGAAAACAUAAGUGAAGAGGAAACUGUUGAAAAAGUAGAGAAAGAGGAAGUGAUGACACUAGAUGAGGAAGAAGAGGGGGAGGAGUUAGAAGAAGAAGAUCAAGAACCAAGAGAAAAUGAUAGUGUUGAAGAGACGGAUGAGAGAGAAGGUGUCGAUGAGACAGAGGAGGAAAAGAAAGGGGAUGAUGAGGUUGAUGAAGAGGCAGAUGAGGAAGAAAAGGGUGAGGAAUGGGGAACUGAGGUGAAGAAAGGGGAAGAGACUGAAGAAGCAGAUGAGGUUAUUGAGACUGAUGAAGGAGAGGAAGCAGAUAAUAUCAACGAAGACGUGGGGGAGGAAGAUAAGGAUGAUGCAGAUGCUUUUACUGAGGAUGCAGAAGAGGAAGCAGAGGAAGGCAUUGAGGAAAUGACAGAGGUUAUUGAGGAAAAAGAUGGGGAAGAGGAGGAAAAAGAAACAGAUGCAGUUACUGAGAAAGAUGUAGAGGACGAGGUUACUGGGGAGGAGGAAGAGGAAAUGGAGGUGGUUAUUGAGGAGGAUGAUGUAGAAGAUGUUGAAGAAAAAGAUGAGGAAGAGGAAAAAAACGAGGUUAGUGAGGAGAACGAUGAGGAGGGAGAUGAGAGAGAACAAGAAGAGGAACAAGAGGAGGUGGAGGAUCGUGAGGAUGUUGAGGUUAAAAAUAUAGAAGAAAGGGGGAUCACAGAUGAGGAAGAGGAAGAAGAAGACGAAACUGACAAGAAUGUAGAAGAGGAGGAGUGUGAGGAGGGUGAAGGAAGCGGGGAAGAGUUGGAGAAAACAGGAACUAUUCUUGAGGAAGAAUCAGUAGUAGAGAACGAGGCUGUAGAGGAGAUGGAGCAUGGAGAAAACACAACAGCAGAGAAUACACUAGAUGAAGAUGAGGAAGGAAAUGAGGAUGAGGGAGAGGAAGACAAUGAGCAGGAAUCAAAGGAUGAGGUAGAGGAAGAAAACGAUGAUGCAGACAGUAUUGCCGAUGAUACGGAUUGUAAAAAGCUACUAGAGGAGGCCUUGUAUUUGCAGCAGGAGAGUAGCUGUGAAGAGGAAGCAAAUAUAGACACUAAGGUAGCAGAACAUGACACUGAAUCACCAACCAAAUAUUCCUCCGAGGGUCAAUUUGAGGAUGAUAAAGGCAACGGAACAGACGCUGUUAACGAACUCGAAACAGACGAGGGAGGGGAGCAUCACGAGGAGAGAGGCAGCGGUCUACCACAUCCAGUGGAAAUAUCACAAGAACUACUUGACUUUGUUAACUCUGCCCUACAGUCCUCGUCACUCGUAUUCACAUAUGACGCUCGGGGCAACAUUAGGAUAGAGCCAGAAAAUGCUCGAGUUACGCAAACUAAACCAACUGUUAUUCCAAAAAGUAAAGAGGAUAGUUCGUACGGCUUAAAGCGACUCCCAAGCCCGAGCACCUCAGAUUUGUCUGAUUACAGGCCUGAAACAUCCGAGAGUGGUGGAUAUAAAAGUCAGGAGUCUGUGGAUAUUGUCACAGAGAGCGGAGAAGAGGCUUCAGAGAGACAUUUCCCAGUCUGCAGACAUGAGACUGAUUUCCCUAACCAGGCGUCCAUUGCAAGUAGUUCAGAAGCCUUGCAAAAUGCACAAUUAAAGAGUGGAGGGAGUUUCUCUUCUACUGACUCAGGAGCUAAAGCCUCAAGGGAGGAUCUGUCUUAUUUCAGCGCUGCAAGCUCACAAAAGGCGGACGCCGAGCCAGCCACAGAGGCCACACAGUGCAUUUCUUUCGCCUCAGACAAAGACUCAGCUGAUGGGGUUUUGAUCGACCAAGGUAGAUGGCUGCUCAAGGAGAAUCACCUCAUCAGAAAAUCUCCUCCAGUAUCCCUGGGAAUGUACGGUAAUGUAGAUAGCACAUCUAUAGAUACGGGUCAGGAGAACAGCUGUGAGGAUUCCCCACCUCAUAUUAAAACCCAGCAUAACCUUCUUGCAGCCAUAUCCUCAUCAGAGCUCGAGGAGAUGGCGAAGCCUCCAACUCCGAAGUGCACCUACUACAACAUGCCACAUGGAAGCGAUUCUGACCCCUUUAUGGAUGACUCGAGUUUCAAAAGUGGGAAAAAAGAUUCAAGCAGUAUCAAAGGGAGAGGUUUCAGGGUGUCACCUACGAUUGAUACUUCUAAAACAUGGGCAAGUAAAAAUGGAAGUCUGUCUUCAUUUGCAUCAGUUGAGUUUAAAAUACAAGACAGAAAGGUGCAUCCUGAAGGCGAGUCCUCAGCUGUGACACAGCCAAGGAGGACAUCUAGUGGAGGAGGGGGUGUACUGCAAUCACAAGACUCUCUGGACACACUACAUGUGAGAUGUGGUCAAUACUGUCCCAUACUAUAAAACUAUAUGACAUUAUGUUUCACAGAAAUAUUCACACACACUGGCCGUGCAUGUGUUAUUAGUCUCGGCUAUGAUCAUUUUAUUGUAAUGCAGCUAGAGAUGUUU